AUGAGCAAAGCGGACCUGAUCGCCGAAUGCGUUCUCAAGACAUUUGAAGCAUUGCCUACCAAGUUCAAGCCACGUACACUGCCCGCUGGCCAACGAGAAUGGGUCCCGUUGGCUGGCAUUGUGCUCAGCAGAGGAGAGUUGAGCGCUGCCACCGUAACAUGUGCCGCCCUUGCUACUGGCAUGAAAUGUCUACCCCAAUCCAAGCUCCAUCUCGCUCAAGGCAACAUUCUCCACGACUGGCACGCCGAGAUUCUCGCUCUGCGCUCGUUCAAUCGUUUCCUUGUCGACGAAUGCGUCGACUUGGCCAAGAGGGGACGCGGCGAGCACGGGCAGUGGGUGAGAUGGGGCCAGUGGAGAGCAGAUGAACCGCCAUUCGCCCUUCACGACGAUGUCAAGAUUCACAUGUAUUGCUCUGAGGCACCAUGUGGCGAUGCCUCCAUGGAGCUCACCAUGUCCGAGCAAACCGACGCUACCCCUUGGAAGAAGCAGCAGUACGUCGGAGUGGAUGGUCUCCUCGGUCGAGGAAACUUCGAUCAGCUGGGCGUGGUCAGAAGAAAGCCUUCCAGACCCGAUGCGCCGCAGUGCUUGAGCAAGAGCUGUUCAGACAAGUUGGCACUCAAGCAGUGUACAGGCUUACUUUCUGCUGUGCUGGCUCUUCUGGUACAUCCUCGGAAUGUAUAUCUCUCCACUCUGGUCCUUCCCGAGAAGCAGGUGUUCUGCACUGCGAUGGAGAGGUCAUUUGGUCGAACUGGCAGGAUGAAUCUGCUAGCCGAGAACGAAAUCCAGGGGAGCUGGCAGCGAUAUGGAUAUUGCUUUACGCCCUUCGAAGUGCAGACCACUACGGCGACAUUUGCUUUCUCUAAACCACCCAAAAAUGAUCUCGCUGUGUCAAGUAAUCUGUCAGCUGUGUACACGCCACAACAUCAAGAAGUCUUGAUUAAUGGUGUUCUGCAAGGCCGCAAGCUACUUGAUGCUAGAGGAGCUAGCUGUGUCAGUAGAAGAAGAAUGUGGCAGGCGGUCAGAGACGUAAUUGCAUCCGCUGAAGUAGCACAUGCAACUAUAGCCUCGGAGGCACAGACCUAUGCAGAAUUGAAGCAGAGUCCGCUAUUGAAGGGUCGAGAGAUCGUGAAGCGAGACGUGCGGACUCUAAGCCUGAAAGGCUGGAAGAGCAACCAAGGUGAUGAAAGUUGGAAUAUCACGACGAAGUCUGAGGAGCGCGUAGAACCCUCGGUGCACUGAUUGAAUGUCAUCCUAGGAGAAAUUGACUAUUAGC
Sphaerulina musiva SO2202 is the source of this 1273-nucleotide messenger RNA. RefSeq lists its product as uncharacterized. NCBI's taxonomy places the organism in Eukaryota, Fungi, Ascomycota, Dothideomycetes, Mycosphaerellales, Mycosphaerellaceae. Gene Ontology annotation, biological process: tRNA wobble adenosine to inosine editing. Gene Ontology annotation, molecular function: tRNA-specific adenosine-37 deaminase activity; RNA binding. The transcript has a single exon. The coding region runs from base 1 to 1239 and encodes 412 amino acids. The record is from RefSeq and is a predicted model, not a curated record.